Portunus trituberculatus (swimming crab) is the source of this 495-nucleotide messenger RNA. RefSeq lists its product as uncharacterized. Lineage: Eukaryota; Metazoa; Arthropoda; Malacostraca; Decapoda; Portunidae. The record is from RefSeq and is a predicted model, not a curated record. The coding region runs from base 1 to 495 and encodes 164 amino acids. The transcript is spliced from 2 exons.
AUGCGACUAAGGCUGAAGCACAGUCUAGGCUCCAUGUCCGAUGUUGCAGUAUAUGCUCCUACCGAGGUGUGUGAAACUGAAGAGGAGACAUUCUAUGCCAAACUCGACUCUGUACUGGACCAGUGUCCCUGUCGUGAUGCACUUAAUGUCUUGGGAGACUUUAAUGCUGUCACUGGCACUGAGAGAGCCGGCUACGAGUUAUGUGUUGGUCCCUAUGGCUCUGGUACAAGGAACGACAACAGCUCUUUCCUUCUGAAUCUUGCAAGAUCCAGAAGAUUGAGAACUGCAGAUUCUUGGUAUCAGAGAUCAGCGCUACACCGCUGGCUUGUUGCUACACUCAAGCUUCAUGUCAAAUCCAGAAAGCCUCCAAGAUGUGACCACACUGUGUUUCAUCCUGAGAGACUAAAGGACUUGAAAUGUGCCCAGGAGUAUGUAGUGACAGUCUCCAAUCGGUUUGGAGUGCUCGACACUCUUGAGAACCCAGUAGAACUAUGA